AUGUCUUCUGCUAGCCAGACUGAACCUCGGAUUGACGCCUCAGGAGAGGAGCGCAUCAAUGACGUCCCUGUUCCUGCUCCCCUUGGUCUGGGAACAUAUCUCCGCCUUGCGCCAGUCUUUUCGACUACUUUCCCUCAACGUGCGCAGGAGGUGCAAGAUACCGGCCCGGUCCCUCCAACUCUAUCGGCCUUGGCCAAGCUCGUCGCAGAGUCUGCUAUCGCUGAGGAUACUUUGAAUGUCAAUCCUGGCUCUGAGGAGACUGAGCGGCGAUUCAGCAGCAUCAGCGCUUCUAGUAGCACAUCUACUGACAGCGAAGGAGCAGAGCGGCGACGCUUCCUCAAAUUGGCACCUGUCUACUACGGUGGAAAAGUUGGGUCCAGUGACUUUGCUGAAGUUGAGUGA
Xylona heveae TC161 is the source of this 402-nucleotide messenger RNA. RefSeq lists its product as hypothetical. The coding region runs from base 1 to 402 and encodes 133 amino acids. The record is from RefSeq and is a predicted model, not a curated record. The transcript has a single exon. NCBI's taxonomy places the organism in Eukaryota, Fungi, Ascomycota, Xylonomycetes, Xylonales, Xylonaceae.